GGUUCACUUCCUAUAGGGACUAAAAACCAAGUGAGAAGAUGAAGGAUUGCACUGUACAACACCAGAGAAUACAGACAUCUCAGAUAGAUCCUGACCAUCACCAAAGAAACAACUGCACAACUGUGGGAAGACAUCCAGUCCCUUCACAGCAUUGCUCAACACAGAGAAGGUUCGGCAGUGAAACCAUCAUCUGGAAAUCGGUCGAGUCAGGGGAGCUUUGACAUAUCAUCAGAUCUGAAAUUGGUCAGUGGUUCCAUUGGAACCAGCCUUUCUGAAGGUUCGCCUGCAGGUGAUUGGUCAGAGUGAAACUUGGAAGAAGUGUGAGUUUCUCCCAGUGUGGUGCGAGCUUCAAUCAUUCAUCAAGACUCGUGAACCGCUGACUCAUUCCUACAGGGAAGAAGCCAUUCAAGUGUGAGGUAUGUGAGCAGAGCUCUUUAAGGUAUCCUGUCUCUCAAGGUGCAUCUGUUAACGCAAGAGCGGCUACAUGGGAGAUAAACCAAUUAAGUGUGAGGUGUGUGAUCGAGCCUCGCACAUCCAUCCAAAUUUGAAACUCAUCGACGUGUCCACACAGGAGAGAAGCCGUUUGAAUGUGAGGUGUGCAAAAAGGGCUUUGCACAAGUAUCAGGCCUGGUAAAACACCGGUCCAUUCACAUAGUGGAGAAACCAUUCACAUGUGAGGUGUGCAACAAAUCACUCUCAACAUUAACAAACCUCCAUAUGCACCAACGUGUUCACAUAGGAGAUAAACCAUUUACAUGUGAGGUGUGCGAUAAAUCACUCUUGACAUUACAAUACCUCCGUGCACACCAACGCAUUCAUGCAGCAGAGAAACCAUUCACAUGUGAUGGGUGUGACAAAUCAUUCUAUACAUUAUCACACCUCCGCGCACACCAACAUGUUCACACAGGGGAGAAACCAUUCAGGUGUGAGCAGUGCAACAAAUUGUUCUUAUCACCAUCAGAUCUCCGUAAACACCAACGUAUUCACACUGGGGAGAAACCAUUCACAUGUGAGGUGUGUGACAGAUCAUUUUCUUCAGUGUCUGAUCUCCGUAAACAUGAACGCAUUCAUACAGGGGAGAAACCAUUCAGGUGCUUAAUGUGUAAGAAUUCGUUCUCAACAUUGUUAAAUCUCCGUGUACACCAACGCAUUCACACAGGGGAGAAACCAUUCAAGUGUAAGACAUGCAACAAAUCAUUUACACAGUCAACGCAGCUCCGGGUCCAUCAGAGGAUACACACGGGGGAGAGACCAUUUACGUGCGAUGUUUGUGAGAAAUCAUUCUCACAUUCAUCAGAUCUCCGCAAACAUGAACGUAUUCACACAAGGGAGAAACCAUUCCAGUGUGAGGUUUGUUACAAGUCAUUCUUAACAUCAUUGGGCUUCCUGCGACACAAGAGAAUCCACACAACGGAGUAAUUGUUCAUAUUCAAUAUUAUGACAAGACUUUCACCCACUCUCCUGAUCUCCGAAUGUACCAGCGCAUCCACAGAGAGAAACCAUUUGGGUGUGAAGUGUAUGACAAGGUUUUCACACAGUCACUUUGUAUCUCCGGAUCCAUCAACACACUCACAAAUGGAGUAACCCUCUCAGUUUAAAUUCUAGAGAAAAGCUUUCACACAGUUGCCAGACCUCCUGGAACAUCAGUGAACCAUUAUGGGAGACAAACCCUUCCAGUGUGAUGUGUAGGCCUGGAGGUAUUAGAUUUUAGUCCAACAACCAGUUCCAUACUUCGUUCAUGUCAUUUACUAACCACAUCAAGAAAGCCAUUUUAAUAUCAAUGAAACAGGUGACUGUAAAUGUAAUGAAUGAACCUUGACUGAAUUAUGAUUAACAAUUGGUGUGAUCAAAAAUUGCAUGAGAAAGACUGGGUUUUCAUUUCAGUGUUGAUAUAUGUUUAUCAGGAUGUUACCUGCCCUGGGCAAUUUUAGCUAUGAAGCAAGGUUGGGUAGACUGGGUUUGUUUCCACUGGAAUGCAGGCGGGCACCCCUGAUACAAGUUUAUAAGAUUGUGAGCGGCAUGGAUAGAGUGAAAAGUAUGAGGCUUUUUCCCACGGUGGAGGGGCCAAUUACUAGGGGACACAGGUUCAACACAAUGCAGUUGGGGGAGAAGUUUAAGAGAUGUGCAAGGCAAGUUUUUCACACAAAGGGUGGUGAAUGCCUGGAACGCGCUGCUGGAGGAGGUGGUGGAAGCAGACACAAUAGAAGCAUCAAGAAGCACCUGGACGAAUACAUGAAUAGGAAGGGAAUGGAGGGAUAUGCGUCCUGUAGGUGAAGACAGUUUUAGUAUGGAAGGGCAAAAUGUGUAGGUGCAGGCUUGGAGGGCCUGUUCCUGUGCUGCAUUGUUCUUUGUUCUUUAUAUCUAUGUAAAAAUCUGCUGUAGGACGUGGAUUAUAUUGAAACCUUGAUAAUGACUGUCGGAUAGCACUUUCAGCCCUUGUUGAGUGUGUCUGAAUGAAUAGAGCAUUGUUUGAAAUCACAUUCAAAACAUUGUGAAGCAACUCCACUGUAUUCCUGUGUGACACACUGAGAUCAGGUUAUUUGUCGGGGAAAGAGGGAGCGGGGGUGAGUCUCUACAGACCUGAGUUCCUUCAGCCUAUGAUAUCUUGGUGUAAUAAUGGUGUGAUAUGUCAUUUUGAUUUGUUCAAAGUCUGAUGUAAGCUGACUAUUGGGUUGUUUGUGUUUUGGCAAUCUUUGAUAUAGAUUCAUAACUCCCAAUAAAUUAAUUUCUUUAUCUAUCCCUAA
Messenger RNA from Rhincodon typus (whale shark), 2744 nucleotides. RefSeq names its product gastrula zinc finger protein XlCGF71.1-like. The transcript is spliced from 2 exons. Gene Ontology annotation, molecular function: DNA-binding transcription factor activity, RNA polymerase II-specific; RNA polymerase II cis-regulatory region sequence-specific DNA binding. Gene Ontology annotation, cellular component: nucleus. Bases 718 to 1419 code for a protein of 233 amino acids. The record is from RefSeq and is a predicted model, not a curated record. NCBI's taxonomy places the organism in Eukaryota, Metazoa, Chordata, Chondrichthyes, Orectolobiformes, Rhincodontidae. Gene Ontology annotation, biological process: regulation of transcription by RNA polymerase II; central nervous system development.